Boleophthalmus pectinirostris (great blue-spotted mudskipper) is the source of this 503-nucleotide messenger RNA. Its product is annotated as ubiquinol-cytochrome-c reductase complex assembly factor 2. Gene Ontology annotation, biological process: mitochondrial respiratory chain complex III assembly. The transcript is spliced from 4 exons. The coding region runs from base 62 to 451 and encodes 129 amino acids. Lineage: Eukaryota; Metazoa; Chordata; Actinopteri; Gobiiformes; Gobiidae. The record is from RefSeq and is a predicted model, not a curated record. Gene Ontology annotation, cellular component: mitochondrial matrix.
ACAGGUACGGUGGUCAGCAGGGCUCAUAAUUAAAUUGUUUUGCUUCUCACCCGUGUCGAAAAUGUCAGCGACGCGAUAUCGUCGUUUUCUUAAAUUAUGUGAAGAAUGGCCAAGAGAUGAGAGCAAAAAGGCACGGGAUCUGGGAACGUUUUUAAGACAGAGAGUAGCGGCGACUUUUCGAGAGGGGGAGAAUACGCAGAUUUCCGACCCAGAAAAAUGUGACCAAAUGUAUGAAAGUUUGGCACGGAUAAACGGCAAUGUGUACAGACAAAGAUUCCCACGAGUAAGAGACACAAGUUUUACAGGUGUAACAGUGGAAGAAUGUAGAGUUCUUCUUUCUGGAAGCAUGCAACAGAUGGAUGAAGAAAAAAAGGGUUUGUGGAAGACAUUAAUGCAGAGAUUUUCAUCUAAACCACCAGAAGACAUCCAAGAAAAAAAACAAGAAAAAUAAAUUGUUCAGUUAUAAUUACUAUAUGGAAAUAAAUCUGCUAUAUGGAAUCUGA